Messenger RNA from Meloidogyne enterolobii, 514 nucleotides. Lineage: Eukaryota; Metazoa; Nematoda; Chromadorea; Rhabditida; Meloidogynidae. The record is from the annotation of a GenBank genome assembly.
CGAACUGGGCUGAACCGACUGGUCUGGGUCUUCUCCCUAUUAUUUUUGAUUUUUGUGUAAUCAAAUUUGGGGGAAAUUCAUUAUAUGAAAUGAUUUUUUGGGGGUUUGUCUGUUGGAAACUGAUUUACUCCCUGUUUUUUUUUGUGGACACGGAAAAUCUUAUAAAUAAAAUAUUUACCGGCCAAUCGAACCCAGAAAAAAGCGAAGUUUGUUCGGAUUUAUGAUUCCUGUUCUUUGUCAUCGGAAUUAUUUAAAUCCAAAUACUGGUAAAUGGUGUCAAAAACAUAUUUCUGUUGGAGCAUUAGGCGAUUCUUUUUACGAGUAUUUACUUAAAGUCUGGCUUUUUGACGAAAAACGAGACAAUAAAUUAUGGGAAACUUAUAAAAAUGCAAUUUUGGCAAUAGAAAAUAAACUUUUGUUUAAAUCAAAGCCUAGUAAUCUUUGGUAUUUUGCUGAAAUGAAAGGGACGAGAAUUGAACAUAAAAUGGAUCAUUUGGUGAGAAAAAUUGGUUGA